AACCUAGUCAUUGGUAUAACAAUGUAAAUAUUAGCAGAAUGAAAGUAUAAUGGUGAUUAUCCAUUUAGUUUCAGACUCAUCUGAAGUCUGUGGAAGAAGUAAAGAAUUUUCUAGUUAGGAUUUCAAAAAUGGGACAUAAAUUACUUGCCUUCUUCUUCACCUUAAUAUGUAUACCAGGUCUUUUUGCAUUCACCUUGGAUGCAUCAAAAAACCCUGUGGCAGUCGGGAGCAAUGUCACCAUAACUGUGAACGACUUCAUCCCCAUAACAGUUGGAUCCUGGUUGUAUGAGAGUAGUAUAUUGUUCAUGUGGUACUCAGGGGACCUUAUUUCGGGUAGUAACCAACAAGCUGGAAUAGAAUUUAACAUCACUACAUUUCAGCUGACCUUAUCGUCAGUAACUCUGAAGAGUUCUGGCAAGUAUGCAUUGGAUGCCUUGAGACCGAACAAGACCAGAGCAGAGAUUACAUUAGAUGUUCAGGAACCUGUCAGUAAUGUAACUGCAGAUGUAAGCAUGACAAACCUGGUGGAGUUUAACGACACCGUGUCGUUCACAUGCAACGCCAGCGGCACGCCACUGUGGUUUUCAUGGCAGAACGGCAGCUCUGCAGUCACAGCGGGAGGAAGAGUUCAGCUCAACAACAAUGGCCGAAAUCUCGUCAUCAGCGGUGUGACGCGGUACGAUGAAGGACCAUUCCAGUGUAUUGUGAAAAACAAUAUCAGCAAUGGAGACAGUAUUCAAAAGAAUCUCACUAUAAGCUAUGGGCCUAGUAACCUGAGAAUUACAGCCUCGCCAGAGAAAAUGGUAUACGCUUCUGGUUCGGCCAUUUCUCUGUCAUGCUCUGCUGACUCCAAACCAUCAGCUUCUUUCUACUGGAUGUACAACGGCAAUCUUCUGAAUGUCAAUAGUUGGAGUUAUAAUCUUACAGACACUACUCAGAACAGAACGGGACUGUACACCUGUGUUGCCCAAAAUGCAGUCACGCUUAGAUAUGCUGAAGUGUCAAAAACUAUUCGUAUAGUUGAUCCAAUUUCAGCAGUGUCAGUGAAUCCAUCAGGCUCUCCAGUAGAAGACAUGCCUUUUAAUCUAAGCUGUAAUGUUGUGGGGCCAGUGGACUCCAUUCAGUGGUUGAAGAAUGGCAUGGACCUGUACGCCGACAAUACGAUCACUUUCUUCAAUGGCAACUCAACCUUGAGCUUUAAGAAAAUGGCUCUUACUGAUGACGGACUGUACACAUGUGCAGCUAGUAAUGCUGUCAGCAACAAUAAAAGCCAGGCCUACAACCUUAUGGUCAACUAUGGCCCAGUCAACACAACAGCCACUGGUCCAGAUGUAGUAGCAGAGGGAUCCAAUGUGACCUUCACCUGUUCCUCUGUCUCUCGUCCUCAAAGUCAAUACAGCUGGUAUUUCAAUGACUCAAUGGUGGCCGUGGGCUCAGUGUAUGUAACUGCGGCUCUCCCACGAAACCAUAGCGGACAGUACACCUGCAUGGCCUUCAAUAACAUCACCGGGAUUAGCAGCACCGCCUCAGUGCAGUUAACUGUACUUGCUCCUGUCAGCAACGUUAUGGUGAAUAUGGACAAUCAGCAACCGAUCUUCAACCAAACAUUCACGCUAACCUGCACUGCCAGUGGAGAUGUUGAGCACAUUCAGUGGAUGAAGAACAGCGUAAAAAUGUCUGACGACAGUCGGAUCACUUUCUCCAAGAACAACUCAGUUUUAAACUUUAACCCACUCUUUCUCAGUGAUGAAGGACCGUAUGAGUGUGAAGCCAGUAAUGCUGUCAGCAACAUGACCAGUCUGGCCUAUGACCUCAAGGUCUCCUAUGGUCCAUGGAACAUAACUAUCUCUGGUCCAGCUGUAGGAGCUGUAGGACAAAAUGUGACCUUCAACUGUUCUGCUAACUCUUACCCCACCAGUCAAUACAGCUGGUUCCACAAUAGUUCAAUGGUGGGAAAUGGCUCAGUGUAUGUGACUGCGGCUCUCUCACUAACUAACAGUGGACAGUACACCUGCAUGGCCUUCAAUCACAUCACAGGCAGCAGCAGCAAUGCUUCAGUGCAGUUAACAUUAAAAUAUCCAGUCAGUCAUGUCAUUGUAAAUGCGGGCAAUCAGUCACCAAUCUUCAGCCAACCAUUCACACUAACCUGCGCUGCCAGUGGAGAUGUUGAGCACAUUUAUUGGAUGAAGAAUGGCAUGCUUCUGUAUCCUGAAAAUGGAAUCACUUUCUCCAUUGACAAUUCCACCUUGAGAUUCCAAAAUCUCUCUCUCAAUGAUGACGGACAUUAUCAGUGUGUAGCAAGUAACGCUGUCAGCAACAUGACCAGCCUGGCCUAUGACCUGAUGAUCAACUAUGGUCCAUGGAACACGACAAUCAAAGGCCCAAUCAUGGCAGAGACUGGGUCCAUUGUGAACUUUAGCUGUACUGCGGACUCUCGUCCUCAAAGUCAAUACAGUUGGUUCUACAAUAGUUCAAAGGUGGGAAAUGGCUCAGUGUAUGUGACAAACCCACUAACAAACAGUGGACAGUACACCUGCAUAGCCUUCAAUCACAUCACAGACAGCAGCAGCAAUGCUUCAGUGCAGUUAACUGUCAUUGAUGCCAUCACUGCAGUGGAGGUGAUCUCUGAUACUCUCAAUCCUCUGGCAACUCAAAGCCUGAAGCUCAAAUGUGAUGUGAAGGGACACUACGACACACUCCACUGGCUUCGAAACAACCAGAGUUUCCAGUCAUCAGACAGGGUUACAUUUUCAGCAGAUAAUACCACUGUGACCUUCACAUAUCUGAAGACCGCUGAUGACGGGAUAUACCAGUGUGUCGCAGCAAAUCCAGUGAAACAGCAUGCCAGUAACCCAUAUAAUCUUGUGGUCAACUUUGGACCACAGAGUGUGCAGAUCAUUGUACGUCCAGGGAUUCCCCCCAAGCUGACAUGCCAAGCAUUGUCUCAGCCGCCAGCUGAGUAUCAUUGGAUCCUAGAAAACAACACAGUAGUGGGAAAUCAAUCUACCAUUGAGAUUCCCCUGAAGUAUAUCCUGGGCAGCAAUUACACCUGUGUGGCCAAAAACCCUUUGACAAAUGUGACGAUCUACACCAGCCAAGUCAUCGAUUACUACAAUGCUGCCGUCAGCGUCCAGGCGAGUGUGGUGAUGACGGCUCUCCUCGCUCUGCUGCUCCCUGUGCUGGAGGAAUGGCUCUAAUACUGAUAUUACCAAUAUAACAUGGUGUUAGUCUGUCAUGCCUGUAUGAGGACUUACUGUCUGAAUGAGGCUUGUAGAUUAGCUGAACUGCUAAAAUUAAAUGUAAAACAUAUUUAAACAUUAAUGAAAGCCAGGCAUAAGCAUUUACUCAUGCAACACUCUUUUGGCAAGUACAAACUAAAAAAAAAAAAAAAAGAGGGUUACAUUUUAAUA
Messenger RNA from Megalobrama amblycephala (Wuchang bream), 3410 nucleotides. It is a transcript of the gene ceacam1, whose product is annotated as CEA cell adhesion molecule 1. The record is from RefSeq and is a predicted model, not a curated record. The transcript has 13 exons. Lineage: Eukaryota; Metazoa; Chordata; Actinopteri; Cypriniformes; Xenocyprididae. Bases 129 to 3197 code for a protein of 1022 amino acids.